AUGGUCAAAUCGUCCACUGGUCAACGUGCCCAGAAGGCGCCUGUCAAAGCCGGCAAGAAAAGGACAUUAGUUGAGUCGAAAGAAGUCAGCGAUGCAAGUGACGAUGAAUUGAUUACAGAAGGUCUUAUAGACGAUGGGUCUGACGACUCUGAUGCCCAGGAGGAAUUCGAAGACGACAGCGAUGCAGAUGAAACGGGUCAAUAUCAGUCAGCAGAGGAAGGAUAUGAAGACGAAGAAAAAGAAGACGAAGAAAAAGAAGACCAAGAGGAUUCAGACGAGGAGUUUAACAAGCUUCUGGCCGAGGAAGAACCAGAGGAAAACGGUUCUGACGCCAACGAGUCUCUCGAAUUUUCUGACGACGGCGACUCUGUCUCUAUGAUAGACAAACUAUCAAGCAUCAAACUAAACACAAUCCCAGAGGUUCACACCAAAUUCUCGGAUGGAAGACCUCGUGUUAUCAAACCUGAGAUAAAUCCGAUAUAUGACAGUGACGACAGUGACGUCGAAACUCAAAACACCAUCGGUAACAUCCCGUUGUCUGCAUAUGACGAGAUGCCUCACAUCGGUUACAGUAUCAACGGUAAGAGAAUCAUGAGACCUGCCAAGGGCUCCGCAUUGGACCAAUUGUUGGACACUAUCGAGCUCCCAGAGGGAUGGACGGGUCUUUUGGACCAAAACACCGGUACUAGCUUGAAUUUGAGUCAAGAAGAGCUGGAGCUCAUUUCGAAGAUUCAACAGAAUGAGAAAACCGAUGACUCGGUCGACCCAUACGAACCGUAUGUCGACUGGUUCACCAGACAUACUGAAACCACACCAUUGACUGCGGUUCCCGAACCCAAGAGAAGAUUUGUUCCUUCCAAGAACGAGGCCAAGAGAGUCAUGAAGAUCGUCAGAGCCAUCAGAGAGGGUCGUAUUAUUCCACCUAACAAGCUGAAGGAAAUGCGGGAGCAGGAAGAAGAGGCCGGAACUUACGAUCUUUGGGGUACCGGUGAUGGUGUCGACGACCAUGUCAUGAAUCUACGCGCCCCUAAACUACCUCCUCCUACUAACGAUGAGAGUUACAAUCCUCCUGAGGAGUAUUUGAUGACAAAGGAGGAAAAGGAAGAGUGGGAAAAGCUAGAACCUAGCGAAAGGGAGAGAAACUUCGUUCCUCAGAAGUUUGGCGCUCUAAGAAAAGUUCCAGGAUAUGGCGAAUCUGUCAGAGAAAGAUUUGAGAGAUCUUUGGAUCUGUAUUUGGCACCCAGAGUCCGUAAAAACAAACUUAACAUAGACCCAGAGUCCUUGAUUCCAGAACUACCAUCUCCAAAAGACCUACGGCCUUUCCCUAUCCGUUGCUCUACUGUUUACCGGGGACACGCGGGUAAGAUCAGAACUCUUUCUAUUGACCCAAGUGGUCUAUGGCUUGCUACGGGUUCCGACGACGGUACCGUCAGAGUUUGGGAAAUUCUCACGGGAAGAGAGGUUUACAAAGUUCAAAUCGUUGACACGAAGGAAAACACUGACGAUAUCAUUGAUGUUGUCGAAUGGAACCCCGACCAAUCUACUGGAAUCCUUGCUGUUGCUGCUGGUGAACACAUCUACUUGAUUGUUCCACCGGUGUUCGGCUUUGAAAUCGAAAACAACGGUAGAACCAAGAUUGAAGACGGUUUCGGGUUUGACACUUUUGGAAAUGUAAAGAAAUCCAACCUCAAUGUGAACAGCGACGAGGAAGAUGAGGGGUCGUCUGCCACAACCAUCAAAAGCCAGGUGGCUCAAUGGAACAAGCCAACUCAGAAGCAAGCUGAGAAGGAUGUUGCUGUCGUUAUUACAUGCAAACACACAGUCAAGAAAUUAUCAUGGCACAGGAAGGGCGACUAUUUUGUCACGGUUCAACCCAAGUCGGGCCAUACUUCUGUUCUGAUCCACCAACUGUCCAAGCAUCUGUCGCAGUCACCAUUCAAGAAAUCCAAGGGUAUAGUCAUGGAUGCGAAAUUCCAUCCCUUCAAACCUCAGCUUUUCGUGUGUUCUCAAAGAUAUAUUAGAAUCUACGAUCUGUCACAACAGGUCCUUGUCAAAAAGCUAAUGCCCGGUGCUCGCUGGCUAUCCACCAUUGACAUUCAUCCAAGAGGUGACAACUUGCUUGCAUCCUCCUUUGACAAGCGUGUAUUGUGGCACGAUUUGGAUUUGGCAAGCACUCCAUACAAGACUCUAAGGUACCACGAAAUGGCUGUCAGAAGCGUGAGUUUCCACAAGAAGUUGCCAUUGUUCUGUUCCGCCUCGGACGAUAGUGUCAUUCACAUUUUCCAUGCAACUGUGUACGAUGACAUGUUGAAGAACCCACUGUUAGUGCCAUUGAAAAAACUAGAGGGACACAAGACUGUUAGCAGUCUUGGUGUUCUUGAUUUGAUCUGGCAUCCAAGGGAAGCUUGGUUAUUUUCCGCGGGGGCCGAUGGCACUGCUCGCAUGUGGACUAGUUAA
Molecule: messenger RNA, 2457 nt
Organism: Lachancea meyersii CBS 8951
Lineage: Eukaryota; Fungi; Ascomycota; Saccharomycetes; Saccharomycetales; Saccharomycetaceae
Source: the annotation of a GenBank genome assembly